Messenger RNA from Spirodela intermedia, 11905 nucleotides. The record is from the annotation of a GenBank genome assembly. NCBI's taxonomy places the organism in Eukaryota, Viridiplantae, Streptophyta, Magnoliopsida, Alismatales, Araceae.
AUGCCGCCCAAGGCCGGGAAAUCCAAGGAGGCCCCCGUGGAGCGACCCAUCCUCGGCCGCUUUUCCUCUCACUUGAAGAUUGGUAUCGUGAGUGGCUCAUUUAGUCUCCAUGAUCUGCGGCGGCUCUUGAUAUUUAUCGUAUUUCCUCCGUGCCUACUUUGCGCGGAAAAAGUCUUUUAUGUCAACGGUGACUUAGGAACGGCGGAUGCUGAUGUGCGCCUCUCGUGGGCAAUCUGAUAGCCUUUGGAACCUGCGAAUUUUGAGCUAAACUUGCUCCACCUUUUCGCCACUGAUACAUUGGAUGGUUGAACUGUACCUUUAAUUGCUACCCACGUAGGAAUGUAGGCUAUAUUACGAAUGAUCCGAAUACACUUUGUCACUUGACUGAUCCCCUUAGUUUAAAGAGUGAGAUUGGCUGUAACCGGGAAUUUUUAUCGGAAGGCGUUAAAAGUAGAACUUCUGUUUUAGAUUAUGAUGUAUAUCCUUCUCGGAAAGGAAAUCAAGUUUUAGUUUUUCUGAAACGAAUUCGAUCUUUCAAUGAAGGGUUUGAUCACUGAAACUGGACACUGUGUUACAGCAGGAUUAGGCCUCGUAUGUUACCAAAGUGUGUAAUUGUCUUUCCGUUGAAGGAACUUGGGCUAUGAUCAUGGCUUGGUUUUGAAGUAGUUAGGAAUAUUAUUUAAUUUUCGAUAUUUCGUUUAACUUGAAGUGGAGAACCAUGUGAUUUUGGACCAUUCUUUUUUAAUUCUUCUUUUUAAAUUAAGUUUACUGAAAUUUCACUUAAAUAUUUAUCAUGCAUGUAAUUACUGCUGUCAUCUGUCUUGAUGAAUAGGUUGGGCUUCCAAAUGUUGGAAAAUCGACGUUGUUUAACACAUUGACAAAAUUAUCGAUUCCAGCUGAGAACUUUCCUUUCUGUACCAUUGAACCAAAUGAAGCACGGAUAAAUGUUCCUGAUGAACGGUUCGACUGGCUUUGUCAGUUGUACAAGCCAAAGAGUGAGGUUUGUUUCUGAACAUUUAAAUAUUUGCCCUGAAUAAUACCCUAUUUUUUUUUUACCUUUCUAUGUUCUUUUGUUACCGGGUGGAAAUCUCUGCCCAAAAAUUCAGAACCUUAUUUAUUGUAAUGGUGUGAUUUUAUAGCAUUUUCAUUCUCUUCCCCUCAACUGGAAACAGCAAAAUUUUGUCAUUUGUGCAGUAGUAUAAACAGUUUUCUGUGCGUGAAACCUGCCCUAAGGACUAUGUCUCUUUAGGCUCAUGACUAUGCAUAGUGGAUGGUUCUUGAUGAAUUUCUGGAUUAACAUUCUGUUAUUGUCCUUGUGUACACCUUCGUUGCCCUGAAAACUUAUUGCUUCAUGAAACGAUGGAGUUGAUGGGAACCUGGUGUGAGUUCCUGAAACCUACUCUCUUUGUAUAUUUGUUUGGCUUUCAUGUUUAUUAAGUUUGGUGUGAUGGGUGAAAGUCUAAUCCCAUGAAUAAAAAGGUUCCUUACAGAAGGGUCAAAGACCGCCUGCAUGAUCUGUAACAGUAUCCAAAUGAUAUAAUUGCUUAUUAGCUGGCACCAGAGAAGUUUUCUGUGCUAAUUACCAUGCAGAAUUUAAGUCAUUAUAGAUGAAUAAUGACACAAUCCACACACACACGCACACAGUCUCUUGUAAAGUUUAAAUUUCUCAGUGCAUAAAUCUGGUAUUAUUUUGUGGUUUAAAGAACAUAGCUAUUAGCAAAUAAGUAAUUCUGAAGGAAUUCUAUGUUUUGACCUUUAUGAGGAAUGAUUGGAAAUUAUAGAGGCAUUGAUCUAGUAUUAUUUUUUCUAUGACUUGAAUCUCAAACCCAGUUAAUUGCCUUGCAUUUCGAAUAAUUCAAUGUAAAAAUCGUGGCGGAAGUUCAUCACCCUAUUCUUAAAUUUGUGAGUUAUAUAUGCGUUUUAAAUUAUCUUAAUUCGCCAAUGUCAGGUUGCAUUUGAUUAGAUAAGUAUUGUGAAAAGAUAAUCUACAUUGAGAAAAACGUAAAGAAGCUGCUAAUUGAAAUAAGGCAUGUCAAAACUAUAGUUGGGGAUUGCCCAUAUGUAAUGGAAUGACCUUACAAAAGAAUAAAUCCCCUUAGGAUUGAACUUUGCUUUGCAGGUAUAUAAUCAUGUGGAUAUUCACUACUAGCUACUAAUAGCUGCCUACACAUGAUCUGCGUAGAAAAUCUUAUGAAUGGAAAAUAACUAAUCCCACAAUAAAAUCAAAUUCCAUAACCCAUUGAACAGAAACUGUGUUUAACUAUCUUCACUAUGCUAAUGAUAGUUUGCUAGUUUUUAAAAAAUAAUAUUAGUUAGUAUAUAAAUUGUUGCUAUUUGUGGUGAUCAAUCCACGAUGAAUUAAUUAGAAAAAAUUGACUGUCUGGUAAUAAUUAUUGUCUCUGCGAUUGUGACUCCAUUGUUUAUGUUGUAAUUGAGCUACAAUAGGCUACUUUUUCGGUAUCCAUGUAUUGACAAUAUCGCAGUAAUAUACUUAAAUUAGUGAUACCAUUUAUGAACGAUUUUUCUGCAAAAUAGCAGAUUUUGAUGUUGGAAACAUUUAAUGAAAGUAAUAUCGUUGGUAAAAGAUAAAAAUAAAUUUACUUUGACGACUAGGAAAAUACAUGAUCCAUUUAAUGAAAGUAAUAUCGUUGGGAAAAUACAUGAUCCAUAUCGUCUGUAGACAGAUGGAAAAAGGUAUUGCUUCAUAAUUUUACAAUAUGUUUUGGGUGAUGUUUCCUUGCAUUUGUCCAUUGCUUGCCAAUUCUGUACUACCACUCCACGGAGAGACUACAUUGGUAGGUUAGCUGCAUGAACCUGAACAAGAUACCUCAUCUCUCCUCCCUUUUCCUCAACGUUUGGUUGAUCAGCACAGAUCAACCUAAAUGCUCAAGAAAGAAAUUUGUGAACACCUUAUGGUUGAACAUGCUUGAAGCUGCAGAUGUCUCAGGAAGAAAGCAUAGUUUAUCACCAAUUGCUCAAAAUUGAAGAUUAUGUGGAACAUUAAACUUUUAGCAAUUAGUGUAAGGAUGAAACCUGAGGAAGUUUUACUUUGAGGGACGAGGGCUAAGGAUGCCCUUGGUGUGGAUGAUGAUAGUUCUGGACAUUGUAGAAAUUAGGCUCCAUGAGGUUUAUGUCUGAUCCAUGGAUCGUAUUUUUUGCAAAAAUUAAAAAAUUCUGAUGUGCUUUAAUCUCAUUAAUUUGACUGGCAUUCUUCGUAAUUUGCUCCACUAUAUUUUGUCUGAUUACUGAUGGAUUCCUAUCUGACAACACACUAAUGAAGUUUAGUGGAUGAAUAAGUGAAUAUAGAUUUACUCUGUGUGCGUGUAUAUCUCUCUAUCAUUUAUCUAUCUCUGUUUCUCUGUCUCUUUCUAUCUAUCUACUAAUGCAUCCAACUCAACCUCCAAGCCCACGUUACCUCUGCCUCUUUCCUCUAUCAUAUGAUGAUGAUUGUGUGUGGAAUAAUAUGCAGGUUUCAGCUUUCCUAGAAAUCCAUGAUAUCGCUGGACUUAUUCGUGGAGCUCAUGAAGGUCAAGGGUUGGGGAACAGCUUCUUAUCUCAUAUUCGUGCUGUAGAUGGAAUUUUUCAUGUUUUAAGUAAGUACUUUAUCCUCCAUUUUGUUGUUUUCACCAUUUUUUUGUGUUACUGUUGGAUUGUUGAUCAGCAUUUUAGCCAUGAAAGCCCUGAGUUUGUUUGUGAAGGUGUUCUUUGAGAAUUUAUUAACACGCCCAAACUUACAUGUAUUUAGCCAUGAAAGCCCUGAGGUUUUACAGUUUGAUUAUGGCUGCAAGUUAAAUGUAUUUGUUAUUUACAUGACAGUAGUGUUACCUGAUGCUUUUAUCUGAAAAGGUCCUUAGGUACGAAUUUUUAACAUUUCUUUCUAACAUUUGUUGCAUUAAAUGUGGUAUAAGUGCAUCUAUGAAUGAGGAGAUUUAGAUUGGAAAGGAUCUUGAGUGAGACAAUGUUCUGCCAGCUAUUAUUAUAGAAAUGUGAAUGUAUCACGGACUCACCUCGAACAAAGGUAAUAUAUUGACUUGCAUAUAUUAUUUGCGAAGUUUAACAUAAAUAUCAUCGAUACGGAGCUUUCUAGAAUUAAUAUCAUAGAUAUGUUACUGGAGAAUCCAUGAUUACUAGAUUUAAUAGCUUAAGCAUAAGUAGUACGAAAGAUGAAGUGUCUUUGAUGAAUUGGUCUAAAUACUUAAAUACAGUAUUGAACCUACCAAGCGGCUUUAAUUCUGAUCAAUAGACACCAUUUAACCUCAUUGGAACUACUGACGCUCGAGUUGACCUUUAGGGCUGGUUUCUGAAGACGUUAUCUAACCUUACGAAUGGAUAGACAGAUGCUCGAAGAUAAUUUUUCAUCAGAUGAUUGGAGUUCGCGCAGUUGCAUCCUGUUUGCUUAAGCGAUUGAUUGUGGUUUUGUAAAUUCCGUCGGAUGUGAGACACUCUUCCUAAUCUAUGCUGUCAGAAUAUACGUAUUUGUUUCAUUUCAUUUCAAAGAAGAUUUUAGUCAGUUCUUUAUGUCAAGACUUGGCAAUAAAGUAGAUUUUAUGUCAUAAAAUCUAAGGUUCUAGAAGCUUGCUUUUGUUUUCAUUCUUUAUUGUUGGCUGAUGGUUCCAGUAAGAUAAAGCAUUGUGUGUUACACCUGCUUCCUUUUCUCAUUAUCUUUUUUAGUCCAGAAAAUCUUGAGGUUUCUGUUUGGUAGCAUGACUUGCACAGUGCUUGAUAAUGUUUCCAUUGGCUGCAUCAGUGACUUAAAACUUUUGACAAACCUUCUCCAGUUGGAACCUAUCGUGAGUAUAUUUUGUACCAGUUCGUAAUGGAUUGACAUUGAAUGUGGACCUACUCAAUAUACUUUUAAACUAUUGGACCAUGCCCUAGAAUUUAUGGCUACUUUUUCUAUUUUAUCUUUUGCUUAUCUUUCACUUUUUCAGGAGCAUUUGAGGAUCCGGAUGUAAUUCAUGUUGAUGACUCGGUGGAUCCUGUUAGAGAUUUAGAGAUUAUUACUGAAGAACUUAGGCUAAAGGUAUCUGCUUUCAUUGCAAAUUUUAUGUCUUGAUUAUUUGAAUUACUUUUUAUUUUUAUCAUGAUUCCCAGUUGCUAGUGCUUCUUUACGUGAGUGUUGGACAUGCAGGCCGGGAUCUUCAUCUGUGUACUCCAUUCGUUUUGUCCAAUACACAAAUAUAGACUUAAUGAUUUGGGUCUUUGUAAGUUUAUAUCAUUCUACUGAGUAGACUCUUCCAGGGUUAUUUUUUAAUGUAUUUUGGAGAUUAGGUGAUUUAUAUAUCUGAACACUUAUAAGUGAUAGGGGUAGUAAGUCUUAUUGUUUAGCAGGUCUCUCCCUCUCCCUCUCUCUCUCUCUAUAUAUAUAUAUAUCUGUCUAUCUCUGUGUCUAUCUACCUAUCUAUCAAUGUACUGCGUCCCUGUUCUUGUUGUUAAUCAGUUUUUCAUAUUUCUCCACCUUGAAUGAUUAAUCAGAAGUUCAUUAGUUUAGUGUCUUAUAUAUAUCUGUUUCAUUUGUAAACACUUUAUUUACGUUGAUUUUUUAUAAUUUUCUUUUCUAUUGUUGCUAGGCAUUCUCCUCUUAUAAUUGCUCGCGGCUCAUUCUAUCACCAGUUCUUUGCUUCGUUGUGGCGUUUUAUCUUACAUUUUUGUUUAAAUUCCAUCGUCUGGAAGACUCUGUAGCUAUCUUGUAAAAGUGUACACGCCAGUCAUUUAAUUUUCAACAUGGAAGGAUGUCACUAAUUUUAACUUUUUCGUCACACUUUUUGUGUAUCACAGGAUCUGGAAUUCAUUGAAAGGAAGCUAGAAGAUCUUGAGAAAAGCAUGAAAAGAAGCAAUGAUAAACAAUUAAAAAUUGAACAUGAGUGUUGCGAAAAGGUUGGCAUGUAUUUUUUUUCGUAUGGCUUGGUACAUGGAUGAUUGUAUAAUCAUGUAGAGUUUUGUGCCUCUCAAUGUGUUCAUCUCUGAACUCCCCCCCCCCCCCCUUCCGUUGUUAUUUGUAUAUGAUUGUCAUCUUUCUCGUACUGAUUUUAUGAACAAGCAGAUAUUGUUUAAUAUUUUUUUUAACGAUUGUCUGACAUGGCCUCUUGCAGAUUUCCCGUAAAUGGUUUCGGGUUAAUAAUCCUGCACUUCUUGGAUCUAAGCCCGUAUACAUGUAGUUUAUGAAAAUUAUAGGAAUGCUUCAAGGAGUUAUGAAUGUUAGUGCAUUUUCAUAGAAUUAGGAGUUUCUGCACCUUUAUUUGGAAAUGGUGAUCAUUAAUUUUAAACCUUUGAUUUGACAUUGAAAUCCUGCUCGUCUUCUGUUGUUCUGGGCUCUUAGAACUAGCAGAAUAAACUCAAAAUCAUGUCAGUUUUUCUUUAAUCUUUUAUUAAGAGAACUUCUGAGAGCCCCCCUUUGUUGGGAAGGUUUUUUUUCCCGUAUUUGCUUAUCUCGGGCUAUGGCAAUCAUGGCGGUGCAAAUUUUGAUUGAAUUAUUGUUUUAUAUUUCAUUUUUGUUUUUGCUCUUACUUGUUCUUGUUGUGCCUGCAUGUUUCUCAUCAUUAUUUGUUGUUUGCUUAAUUUGCUAACUUUUCUUUAGUAAUUACUCUAAGGUAAUUGAUUUCAGUGUAUUCUAUGUUUUCCCUUUAGUUCCUUCUUUGUGAUUUGGUUGGUGUAUGUAAAAUCAGUUUAAUCUCAAUUAACCUUAGCUAACUUGGUUAGUUCAACACACGGCCUCAUUUUUCUUCUCAAGUUGAGUAGGUUAGAUAUGUGGUCUAAGACGAGGAAUGUUCAAUAUUUCAUGUCUUUAUUUCACAAAGUUUCAUGAAAGUGAAGUAAUUUAAAAAAUUCUUCCGUACCAAAUAUUGUGGAUUUGCAUUUCAACGUGUCAUAUUCAGUUUCAUAUGUAAAUUCGUCCACCAAAUUUGCGAACUCGAAUUUAUUCUCUAUUUUCAUGUCAUUUCUGAAGCCAAAAAGUUCUCUUCUUAUUUCUGUUGAAAUGCUUUACCUGAGAUAACAAUCUAAGAUGUGCAUCUCCGUGGAUUCUUCCAUUUAGAACAUAUUUAAAAUUUAGUGUGGCGAUGCUAUAUAGAUCACAGCUUUGUUCUUUCCCUUGAGAUUGGGCUGCCUUGCUCUGGACUUUUCAUUUUCAAACCCUGGGCAUUCAGUCUGCAUAGACAUUGGACAAUAUUAUGUGACUCAGCCUCAUCUUGGAAAAUCUGGUUGAUACGAGGCAAGAAUCAGACGUUAAUCAGAUUUCUUACGUGAAUGACAAUUAUUGUGAUUAUCUUUUUUUCCCAAGGAGAUACCUUCAAUUCCAUUUCAAUGCUUGUUGAUUGUUAUAAUUUAUUGUUUGCUUUUCUCUUUUUUGAAUUUUCGAGGUUGAUGAUAAAGCCUAUGAUACUUUCAUCUUAAUCUUGUGUUGCAGUUUAAAGCAUGGGUCACUGACGGGAAAGAUAUUCGUCUGGGUGAUUGGAAAACUGCUGAGGUGGAAGUUUUGAACACUUUUCAGUUACUGACCGCCAAACCUGUGAUAUAUUUGGUAUGAUUCUUGAUUUGCUUAAACUCUUCUCAGUGCUGUAUUUUUUUUUUUACGAAAAAGAUUUAUAUGCUUGAUUCUUUUAGUCAUUCGCUGAGUUAAGUUUACCUUUUCCUUUUACAAACUAUCGAGUUCUUAUCUUGCUUGAGUGUUUCAGUUUUAGUCCUGUAUUAAGAAUUCAAACGUUGACUUGAAUCUUUCUCUGUAUUUACUAACAGGUUAACAUGAAUGAGAGAGAUUAUCAACGGAAAAAGAACAAGUUUCUACCUAAGAUACAUGCUUGGUACGCUCAAAACUCUGUAUUUAAAUUAUCUUGACAGCUUUUAAUGCUGAUGACUUUUAAGACCACAUAUUAACAAGCUUUGAACUUGAGAGAUGAUUUGGAAAAUGCAUCUCAUAAAAAAUAUACAUGAGGCAUUCAAAUUGUCUUGACCUAUCCUAACAAGGUAGUUAUCUAUGUUUGUAUGUCUUAUAAAUCUAUUCAUUGUCAUCUGUACUUUAGAAAUUAAUAUUAGAGUUUGAAAAAUUACCAUAACUUGCCACCAAGGAAUUGUUAAUAACUAAAUGGCGAACAUAUUUUCUGAAUAUAUUAUCUGCAGUAAAGAGGUCAUGUAAGGACUGCCGACGGGCUGUGUUUGCCCAUGGACAGAUGACAGGUUUAUCGUCUGUCCCAUGAUAUCAGAGGGAAUAUUAUUGCUUUGCUACAUGCCUACUUAUACUUUAAGAGAACUAUGGAUGGUUCUAAUCAACAGAUAGUGCACAUGUUUAUGGACAAUUGAUGCUGUUUGAUAUUUUAUUUUGUAUUUCUCCGAAGGAAUACUGUCAAAAUAGUAACAGCUCAAUGUUUUUAGGGUGCAAGAGCAUGGGGCUGAGCCUAUCAUCCCUUUCAGCUGUUCUUUAGAGAGAAACCUUGCAGAUAUGCCAGACGAUGAAGCUGCUAAAUAUUGCGAGGAGAACAAGUUGCAGAGGCAAGUGCGAAAAUUUAUCCUAAUUUUCCUUUUUGGCAAGCUUUCUCAUUACAGUGAGGCGCUAGGAAGAAAGAUAUUUUUAUGUAUGUGUCAACACAAGAUGGGGGUCAGGCUUCAGACUCAAAAGUGGUGGUGAAAAUUUUGAUUUUUUCGAACAAGUGUAUCUUGUAUGCUCUCUUGUGGACUUUUUAAUGCAUGUUUAGAGAUGUUUCUGACGCUUGUUUAUGUUUCUUUUGAGCAAAUGCUCUAAUUUGUUUCCGUAUCAAUGUCUUGCAAUACUACCUUAUGUCGAUAAAUAUCCUCAGUCAUAUUUUUAUUAUUUUUUCAGGCUGUUUAGUGCCUAAGAUUUCACCAUAUCAUUGAAAUUGCUUGUAUUCAAUUGCAGUGCCAUCCCAAAGAUCAUAAAGACUGGAUUCUCAUCUAUUAAUCUUAUAUACUUUUUUACCGCUGGUCCUGAUGAGGUAAAUUUUACUGUGCUGUAGAUCGCUCUUUGCCUCUUUAUUUUUCCAUUUUUUGUUAUGUGGAGAAUAUUAUCUCAUGGUCCAUAAUUAUGAUCUCUUAGUUUUGUCCAAGUUUCCUUGGAAUUUGGAAGUAAACGUGAAAUUAGAUUGUUAAUUCUCUCUUUGGUUGGUUGCGUUGGUGAUAGUAUAUAAUAACAUUGUACUCUGUAUUCGCAAUGGUUUUGUAAAAUCGGUUUUGUGGAAGUUGUUUUUUUUUACUGAGAACGGUAUUUAAUGGUUUUUUAUUCAGUAACUUGUUUUUAAAUCAUAUUUUUAUUACUAUGCUAUUUCUAUGUUCCUCAUUAUUUUGACUCUUUUCAUGAUUUUUUUGUUAAUUGGUAUUUAGUUUAUGUUAUCCGAUUUUACAUGUUUUAUUUAUUUAUUGUAUCUAUAUAUUUGACUCUUUCAUUUUAAGAUUUUCUUUUUUUUUCUGUUCGUUAUGAUUAAUAUCCAAGGAAUGAAGCAUAUGCGACAAGUUCAAAGGAUGAUGGCCAUUUGGUCUAAGCUCACUCAGGCAUGAGAUGAUAUCCGUUUAACAAUUUAAUUAGAGAAUACACAUUAACUCAUGGGAUGAUGCUCAUUUAGCAAGCUUAUAGAAUGAUACCUAUUCUAGGAAUUCAGAAGUCUGAGCACAUUAAUGAAUCCAUGAAAUAGAGUCUAUGGGGGUACAGGAUCCAUUCGAAGACUCAAUUGCUGAUUUAAAAACUAUAUCUUGCUCAUAGGAGGAAAUGAAUUGAUAGGAGAGAUGACAAACUUGUAGUCACUUCGAGUGGCCCAAGAAGCCACAAUCCAUUCUAACAAUUCGGGAUUUUGGGCAGUUCAAAAAGGUUUCAAAGUAGCUCGGUUCUAGCAGCAGCCUGAGUCUAUUUUAAGAAGCCUAUACUCAUUACUAAAAAACUGUAAGUGUAAUGCUGAGUUUGCUUCUAAUGGCUAACCUUUCUGAUUCAAUGGGGAUUUUGUGUUUAAUAGUAAAUUCUAAUGUGCAGAUGUAGACCUAGUAUCAAGUGGUCUAGUCAUCUUCUGAUUGCCUUAUAGGCCUACCUUAAAUGUUGGGUCCGCGUGACUUAAUAGGGACCUUGUUUCUGCAAGACAUGCUGCAUUGGGACCUUAUGUUGACAAAAGACCCUUUGGUCAACGAUCUAAUAAAGUUUGUGCUUUUGUGUGUGGUGGUUAAGAUGUAAUAGGAUGCUGGACGAAUUUUGUGAUCUCUUGGGUGUGCUUGACGCAAAUAGGCUCAACAGCUUUAAGUUUGCUGAUCGUAUGAGGUUCCGAAUCAAAACAGAUCUAUCAAGCUCAUGAAUGGCAUAGCUCAGAAAGAAAUCCUAAGAACUUUAAAAAAUUGCAUGCAUAUUCGCAUUGCAAUAGAAUACUUCCAUUUUUUUCAUUUUCCUUCUUAAUUAAUAUUUUAUGGUCAUUUUUCUUGGAAACAAGAUUAGGCCUGCCUUGGAACACCUUGUAAAAGCAUAAAUCAAAGAGAUUGUCUGAUUUUUUUCUGGUGCCUUCAGCUUGCCUUGGUCAGAUUACCAGCUGAUUUUUGUCACAGAACCUGUUUGCUCUUUGAUAAUCUCCACAGAUCUGUUUUGCUUAUCGCUUAGGUAGUUCUGACUUGGCAUCUGACUUUCUACAGAAUCAGAAAAAUCAUGUGAAACCUCUAUACUUUGUGCAUCAUCUUUGCUGUCAUAAACUAUUUAUGGUUAAAUUUCUAAAAGUAGGUAUGGUUUUGGUAUUAUUUUUAAAUUAGGCAUGAUAGAUCAUAUAUUUUGAUGAACACGUAUGGGCAGGGUCUUGAUUUGUUUUGUCGUAACUUUGAUUCCGCAGGUCAAAUGCUGGCAAAUUAGACGGCAAACAAAGGCUCCGCAGGCUGCAGGCGCCAUCCAUUCUGAUUUUGAGCGGGGCUUCAUAUGUGCCGAGGUAUUUCUCUUCUCUCUGGUCUUCAUCUCUCGGCUUCAGUACCUCUUGUAUAAAAUUAGGUAUGCCCGGACAGAUUCGGAAGAAAAGGUAGAGGAGCAGGUGAGGAAUGUAGAGAAAGAGAGAGAGAGAGAGAGAGAGAGAGAGAGAGAGAGAGAGAGAGAGAGAGAGAGGCAUCAAUGAGCCCCCUCGGCAUUAUUGUGCUAUAGGCUCUGAUUGAUCACAAGAAACCGAGGUUCUCAUGAUUUCUUGCCUUCCUAACCCUUGUGAAAAUUUCAAACUUUCCUCACCUCUGUCAUUCUUUCUUCUGCCUAGGUGAUGAAGUUUGAGGACCUGAAGGAGCUUGGCAGCGAGCCGGCAGUGAAGGUACGACUGAGUCAACGGAUCAUAGUUGACCUUACUUAUUAUGGCAUGAUACGAGUUCCUUUAUUAUCUGUUUGUAGAUGACAGUUGACCUUAUCAUCUCAUGAUAUGUGUGUUCUGAUAUCUGUUUCUGGAUCAUAGUCUUUCUUCCUGUGUAAUGAAAUCCAUUCUCCAUAAACUGUUCGCUAUUCAUAGUUGACCUUGCUUCUUACCAUGGGAUGAAAUCCAUGCUCCUAGUUUCAUGGAUCAUAGUCGACAUCUCUUCUUAUAAUGGGAUGAUCUCUCUUCACCUAUUAUCCACUCUGGAUCGUAGUUGUCCUUGGUUUCCAUUAAGCCAUGGAAUCCACGUUCUGCAUCAGUUCAUGGAUCAUAGUUAAUCUCUCUCCUCACUAUGGCAUGAUGUGCAUGCUCUGUCGUCUAUUCAUAGAAUGCAGUUGACCUUAAUCCCUGUUAUGGCAUGGAAUCGAUGUUCCAUAUCCCUGGUUCACCUUGCUUCCUAUUAUAGCAUGGAAUCCGUGUUCAAUGGAUCUGUUCAUGGGUCAUUCCCACAGGCUGCUGGCAAGUACCGGCAGGAGGGGAAGACCUACGUGGUGCAGGACGGUGACAUCAUAUUUUUCAAAUUCAACGUGUCCGGCGGCGGGAAGAAGUGA